UCUCCGCAAUCUCUCUCUCUUCAUUCAAACUCUCAGCAAAUCUCAAUUAAGGAACAGCAGCAGCAAUGGCUAUGGCUAAGGACCCAACAACAUAUGGCGGCCGAGGUGGCAACCUUUUCGAUGAUGGUGUCGAGAACGUGAACAUUGUUGGAAUUCGCACUGUGAACAUUCGAUCUGGAAACCAAAUGGAUGCCAUUCAAGUGGACUAUGUGCUCUCCGAUGGCUCUGUCUACAAAGGUCCCUUUCAUGGUGGCUGUGGAGGAUCUGCCUCAACAAUCACUCUGGCUAAUGGCGAAUGGAUCUGCAAGGUGGAGGGGAAGACCAACGGCAGCCUCGUCGAUCAGCUGACCUUAUCCAUCAAGAAUGCAGCCGGUACUAUCAGGAAGGAAGGACCGUUCGGAAAAACGGGAACAACUGUUUUCAUGAAAGAAGGAAAUAUCGUCGCUCUUCAUGGAGGGGCAGGAGACCUUCUCGAUCGCAUUGGAUUCUACGAUUUGGAAGAUUUGGCUCGUCCUAUGUCCAAGUCCAGGAUUUUCGGUGGAUCUGGAGGCGGGACUUUUGACGAUUUCGCCACUGAAUCUGGCAUUGUUGGAAUCCAGAAGAUUUACAUUCGUGCAGGAAACCAAGUGGACGGGAUUCAGGUUGUCUAUCGGCUUGCUAAUGGGCGGACCUGGACCAGUGGCCGACACGGGGGAGGCGGUGGAACAGCCUACUCCUUCUCUGUCGGAGUGGGCGACUUCAUUUCCAAAAUUGAGGGCAAGACAAACGGAACACUGGUUGAUCAGCUUACCUUUACUGUGACCAAGGACAACGGCUCUACAACAAUUCAUGGCCCCUACGGCAGAACUGGGAAAACUCCUUUCUCUGUGGCAGGGAAUGUUGUCGCCCUCUGUGGCCGUGCUGGCAAUCUCCUCGAUGGUGUCGGCUUCUAUUUGUAUGCGCCACUGACAAGGAGCAAACAAUUUGGAGGAAGUAACGGAGAUGCUUUCAACGAUGACCCCAACACGCUCACUCUCCCUGAGGCUGGCCCUGGUUUGAAGAUCUCCAAGCUGUACAUCCGAUCCGGCAACCAAGUGGACAGCAUUCGAGCUGAGUAUGUUGCCCUCGGAGGAAGCGUUGUCAUUGGUCCUUCGUUUGGUGGCACUGGCGGGUCUCCCCAAGUCAUGGACGUGGGAAUGGACGAAGUAAUCGAGAAGAUGGAGGGGAUGACAAAUGGUCAGCUCAUUGAUCAGGUUACCUUCACCAUGAGGAACACCAAGGGAGUGAGACGCACUGCCGGGCCCUAUGGUAAGACUGGAAAGACACCAUUCUCUGUCACUGCUCCUAACGCCAUCCACGGAUUCUAUGGCCGGGCAGGAAACCUCAUAGAUGCUCUUGGAGUCUACUACAACUGAGGCUAGAGAAAAGUGAAGAAAAGUGAAAAUAACAUUGUUUAGAAUGAGACUAUAUUUACUAUCUGUCUAUAAUAGCUAGAAUUGAUUUUGUUGAUCUUGAAUUGAAGAAUAAUUAUUGUGUCAAACUGA
Halichondria panicea is the source of this 1523-nucleotide messenger RNA. RefSeq lists its product as uncharacterized. The record is from RefSeq and is a predicted model, not a curated record. Lineage: Eukaryota; Metazoa; Porifera; Demospongiae; Suberitida; Halichondriidae. The coding region runs from base 66 to 1394 and encodes 442 amino acids. The transcript has a single exon.